Messenger RNA from Acaromyces ingoldii, 910 nucleotides. RefSeq lists its product as hypothetical. The transcript has 2 exons. NCBI's taxonomy places the organism in Eukaryota, Fungi, Basidiomycota, Exobasidiomycetes, Exobasidiales, Cryptobasidiaceae. Bases 50 to 676 code for a protein of 208 amino acids. The record is from RefSeq and is a predicted model, not a curated record. Gene Ontology annotation, molecular function: protein binding.
CUCUUUCUUUUCCAUUCCCUUGCUUGAAUCUGGCAGAGUCGGAGUGACCAUGAGCUCCUCGCAAGCGGGCUCAUCGAAGCCCUCGUCUGUCGAGGCGAACUUGAAGAAAGCCCUUGAGCUCAAGGAGGAGGGCAACCGCCUCUAUGCCGAGGCGGCAAACGACGCCGAUGCGCUCCUUGCCGCGCUCCGUUGCUGGCACACGGCCCUCCUGCAUUGCGCAGGCAUCAACUCGUUUGCCAGCAUGUAUGGCGCCAAGUCGACGCCCGGCCAGGACAAACGCGCACAGGACUUGACCGUUGCGCUGCGUCUGAAUCUCGCAGCAUGCUACAUCAAGGAGGCCAAGUACGACAAGGCAAUCUAUGCCACGACAAAGGUCCUCGAGACCGACGACAAGAAUCUAAAGGCUCUCUAUCGACGCUCCCUCGCGCGCCUCCGCACCGGCGACCUGCAGCGCGCGGCCCAGGACCUGGAUCUGGCCCUCGAGCAGUCGCCGAGGGACCCCAGCAUCCGUCGGCUGGCUGCUGAACUCGUCGAGAAGGAGCAGGACCGUAUCGGCAGGCAGGGCGAGGAGGAAGCGCGAAAGGCCGACGAAGAGGAAAGGAAAAAGAGAAGCGAGGAGGAGGCCAAGCGGCACGACAGCCUUCGCGAGAAAGAGCAGAGCCAGCCAGCGUCAUGAUGGUCCAAGGGUAGCCCGGGCAACAAGAUCAUGGUCGAGGGAAAACCUUUAGCAAGAAAGCAAAGCAAUGAUGUAUUUGUAGUUGUACAAUGAUGAUGAUAAUAAAGAAUCUCACGCGAAAUGGAUCAGGUCCAGGCUCGCUGCUCGACACACGCCGCCAUCGAUGUUGCGGACGAUGACAAGCUUGUCGAGAGGAAUCGGGUUUCUCUGCUUCUCCAUUCCCGCCUCCUUCUC